Ophidiomyces ophidiicola is the source of this 1227-nucleotide messenger RNA. RefSeq lists its product as uncharacterized. The transcript has a single exon. Bases 1 to 1227 code for a protein of 408 amino acids. Lineage: Eukaryota; Fungi; Ascomycota; Eurotiomycetes; Onygenales; Onygenaceae. The record is from RefSeq and is a predicted model, not a curated record.
AUGGCUGGGGCAGCUACCACGCAGCACGUUCCGGCAUGGAAAAAGCUAGGCUUCAAAUUAAAGUAUGCCAAAGAGGAGACAGAAGAGCGUGCAAAUGCAGAUAUACAUACAAAUGGUGCGCUUAGGAAUGGUGAAGUGUCGGAAUAUCGGGUGAAAAAGAGAAAAGCAACACCCGAACAAAAGGAAGAGACCACCACGAAGAAACAGAAGCGUGAAAGAAAGAAAAGUCAAGAAAACCCGAAACUCUCUGACGAAAAAUCCGCGGAGGAAAUUCAGCUCACUAGUUCGGAUAAAAAACCAGCAUCAAAACGUUCCCCUAAAAAGACCGUCUCGUUCGCGGAGGGCACCAAAGAAAAGGAUCCCACGCCAGCUCCAGAAACCGUACCCGUACCCGAACAGCCGUCUCUCACAGCCGAGCAAAGGAAAGCAGAAAAGCGUCGAAAGCGGGAACAAAGGCACCUAAGCCGCCCUCCGGGGCAAUCCUUACCUCCGGCAACCCCGGCAUCCUCAGAUCAACUAUUAGAUUACCUUUCCACCUACUAUAAAUCCCGUUCCAAUUGGAGAUUCCAGAAAAACAGAGAAACCGCGAUCUUGAAGCACUCCCUAUCAGUGGACCGCCUACCAAGCAGUUACAACCGUUGUCUUAGCGCAUACUUGUCUGGGUUGCAAAGUACGGCGGCCAGAGGUCGGGUUACACAGGCGGCCAAGGAAGCUAUUGAGGCCGAUGAAAAAGACACCAAUGGUCAAAGUAUAGAGUAUAAACAAGCCCUUUCAUCAUUUAAGGAACAGUUACCUGGCUGGAGUACUGCUGUUUCUGGAGAUGAUGUCGGCCCUCCAAAUUCCUCUCUUGACGAUAGCUCACAAACUAAGAGGUUUGAGAAAAGGAGAAGGGCUGAAUUAGUCUACUUUGCAGUCUCUGGCAACAUUGCCAAAGACGUGGAGCCUGUAUCAUCAAACCAAUUGGCAGGGAAACGAAAACGCAAGACUCGGACUGUUGUGGUAGAGGAUGAUACAAGUAGUAGCAGUGAAAGCGAUAGUGACAGUGACGCCAGUGAUUCUGACGGUCUAAGAUCUGCUAGACUAAAAGCAGCAAAAGGCACAGCCAAAUCUAAGCUGACUUCUGAAACUUCUGGAUCUUCGUCGUCGGAGUCUGAUUCCGAUUCCGAUUCCGCAUCCGCAUCCGGAUCUGAUUCGGAUUCGGAGUCGUCAUCUGAUUCUUCCGGUUAG